UUUUACGUAUUGAAUACAAUUAAUUUAUAGUAACUUAUCUUGACAUUCAGGAAUUUAAGAGAAAAUAACAAUGGAAACUACUACAACAAUAAUAUAUUUCUUAGGAUUACUAAAUUUAUCCGUUUGCAUUGAUUUUGAUGGCUGGCUCAAUAUAAAAAUACAGCACACGUUGAAUUGCAAGGGUGAGCAAUAUUGUUCUCGAGGAAAUAUUGCUUUGAAAAGUAUUCGGUCUGGGACUUCUGUUAUUGACCAAAUACACUUUAACAAACAACAUAUUGAAGAUCUGCAGAAAUUGGCUGAAGUAGAUGGAUUCUACUCAAUAAAAUCAUUGGUGACAUCUGCUGAUAACAAAGAGACAGAAUUUCUUUCAUCAGUAAAAGCCCAAGCAUUUCUGGACAAUGGCCUGUCUGAUGUGAUCAAUGCAUGGAUCCUCCCAAAUGGAGCUGUGAUUGCUGUUAACUUCCAAGUUGCCAAUGGGACCCAGCCAAUAGAGCAAGGCAGCCAAAAUGAGUACAAAUUGAAGUCUAAUUUCUACCUUCGACACAUAGAUCAAGCACCAGUACCAGACACGGCAUCCUACAUACAGAAGCUCGAGCGUGAAAGAGAAGCCAGAGAAAAGGGCGAGCUGAAAGACAACAGAUCAUUUUUAGCUAAAUAUUGGAUGUACAUUGUGCCUGUCGCCAUCUUCGUCAUGAUCUCGGGAGCCAGCAAUCCAGAAGCAGGAGCACCAGCGGCGCGUUAAUAACAGUGUUGUAGUAUAAAUAAAUAUUUGACACUUUA
Messenger RNA from Cydia amplana, 780 nucleotides. It is a transcript of the gene EMC10, whose product is annotated as ER membrane protein complex subunit 10. The transcript is spliced from 5 exons. Gene Ontology annotation, cellular component: EMC complex. The record is from RefSeq and is a predicted model, not a curated record. Bases 71 to 742 code for a protein of 223 amino acids. Lineage: Eukaryota; Metazoa; Arthropoda; Insecta; Lepidoptera; Tortricidae.